This is a messenger RNA of Lycium ferocissimum, 2402 nucleotides long. RefSeq names its product zinc finger BED domain-containing protein RICESLEEPER 1-like. NCBI's taxonomy places the organism in Eukaryota, Viridiplantae, Streptophyta, Magnoliopsida, Solanales, Solanaceae. Bases 217 to 1986 code for a protein of 589 amino acids. The record is from RefSeq and is a predicted model, not a curated record. The transcript is spliced from 2 exons. Gene Ontology annotation, molecular function: protein dimerization activity; DNA binding.
UUGCUAAUACAAGUUUGUUUUUCACAUUCUAUCCUUUAUAAAUUAAUAUAUCAAUUCCUGCGUAACUUAGUGCGAUUAUUAUUUAAUAUCAUCAACCAUUACAUUAGUAAUGCAGGGAUUAUUUUUUUCUUAUACAGCCAACCAACAGCUGCAUAAGUUAUUCAGAGAUUAUUUUCCUAAUCUUCCACCCAAACACUAUUAUUUAUAUGGAACUUUAUGUUGGCAGUAUAUUUCGUAAUCCCUCCAACCAAAUGGCCUGUAAGUAGUACUUUAUUUCGUUUUCUAGAUGUAUCAAGGAAGGGGAAAAAUCAUGAAUGUGGACCAAGAAAUGCAAAUCUCAGGGAUGUGAGCAGUAGUAAUGUUGUGAAGGAGCAUGUUAUCAAUGAAGAAACAGCUUAUCGUCUUAUGGCAAAGUUUUUCUGUCAAUCCGGUACACCUCCAAAGUCAGUAGAUGAUGUUGCUUUCAAACAAUUAAUUGCCUGUCUUAAUCCAAAAUUCCGUCCUUCAUCUGCCAUUCUCUCACGGUAUUGCUUGAAAUUGUAUGAGGAAGAGAAAGCAAAAGUUAAAGAAUUUUUGAGAAGCUUGAAUGGACGAGUUAGCGUCUCAGUUGAGAGGCUAGCAUAUUAUAAAUUCAUUAACUUUGGCCACUGGACUACCUCAGAUUUUGGGGAAAGUUGUCGUGAUUUCAUUUGCUUAAGAGUUCAUUUCAUUGAUGAAGACUGGAAGCUAAGAAGUUGGGUUAGUUUUAGGUCUCUUAAUGCGUAUGGCGAUUAUGUUGGCGAGACGAUUCAGUGUCUUUCAGAUUUUGGUAUUGAAGAUAAAAUAUGUGCUGUCACUGUGCAUAGCUGUCUGGACUUUGAUGAGAUUGUUGAUGUCAUUAAAAAUAAACUUGUUGAAAAGAAAAGACUCCAGCUAGAUGGACAAUUGUUUCGUGUAUCUUGUUAUGCAGACAUGUUUAGUUCAAUGGUGAAAAAAGCAUUUGGGAUGAUAGAGGAUUUAAUCAGUGACAUUCGCCUCAUAGUAUGUUGGGGUAAAUCACUACCAGUGUGGAAUUUAACAUUUCUUAAACUACAGGAAGCAUUGGAGUUAGAGGCUAAAGGAGAAUACUUGAAAGAAGAUGAUUAUAAGGAUUAUGAUAUACCUUCUUCCCAAGAGUGGGAGAAAGUUAAGGGAGUAUGCAAACUUGUUGGACAUGUCUAUACUGCAACACAAGUGUUAUUUAUGGAAAAACGUCCCACUGCAGGCCUCUACUUCCACAAUCUUAAUAAGCUUCGAUUUAAUCUGAUGAAAGAUUCCGUGAGUUCAGAUGAAUUUGCUAGAAAUUUAGCCAAUAUUAUGCUGGAACAGUUUGACAAGUAUUGGAAGAAUAGGUAUUUGGUGUUGGCUCUAGCUACUAUUAUGGAUCCACGCUACAAAGUGAAGUACUUAGAGUUCUGUUUCUUGAAGUAUGAAGGUAAUGAUCAUUCACCGCUACCAUCUAUUUUGGAGGCCAUCCAAAGCCUUCUCGAUGACUAUGUGGUGCACAGGUCCUCAAUGGAGUAUCUUAUGAGCUAUUCAGGUUCUGACGAUUCUGAUACGGGUGAAGAUCUCCUUGAACCAAUGGAAAUUCUUCAUGAUCCUAGUUUUGGAUUUGACUGUUCAGAUGAGUUUAGCAAAUUUAUCGAAACAACUAGUCAGCCAUCAAAGUCAGAACUUGACUGCUAUCUGGAAGAACCUAUUGUGCCUUGGACCAAGAACUUUGGUGUGUUGAGUUGGUGGAAAGCUGCAAGUCCCCGAUAUCCUGUCCUGUCAAAUUUCGCUCGUGAUCUUUUGUCAAAACAACUGUCUCUUGUUACAGGCUAUGAUGGUUAUUACACUGAUUUGCGUGAACCUAAUAGAGAUAUGACAUCCGUGGUGUCAGAUUUAGUGAAUGCCUUGAUGUCUACUAAAAGCUGGUUUGAUAAACAGCGUCGCAAUGCGAUGAAACCUGAGGUGCAGAAUAAUUGAUUUUGAGAGUAACUUUUUCUUUUUGCUGGAAGUUUGAGAUUCUAAGAAGCCAUCAUCAGGAUCACCAAUAGCCAGAAGCUUUUAUGGAUAAUGGGAUGUACAUAUAUAUAUUAGAAACUACCUAGUCUACUGUGAUCCUGCUAUGCUACCUACUCAUACUAUGUUAUCCUAGCGUAGCUACUUCUUUUGGCUGUUUACUUCUUUACCAGGAUAUUUAAAUAGCCAUAGAAUCUUUGUUUCUCCAAACGUUGAGUGAGUAGUAUUCAUAUGGAGAAUAUCCGAUAAUCUGAAGGAUAAAUAUGAACUUAUCUUCCUCUAGUGGCUGGCUUAGGUUAAUGUUUAUCUUAAACUUCUGAAAUUCUGUUGGAUUUCAUGACUGAAGCUGCUUACUCACUGCUAUGGGCAAAAAUGUCCUA